This is a messenger RNA of Cryptomeria japonica (Japanese cedar), 1427 nucleotides long. Its product is annotated as bidirectional sugar transporter SWEET4-like. The coding region runs from base 629 to 1297 and encodes 222 amino acids. The record is from RefSeq and is a predicted model, not a curated record. NCBI's taxonomy places the organism in Eukaryota, Viridiplantae, Streptophyta, Pinopsida, Cupressales, Cupressaceae. Gene Ontology annotation, molecular function: sugar transmembrane transporter activity. Gene Ontology annotation, biological process: carbohydrate transport. The transcript has 7 exons. Gene Ontology annotation, cellular component: membrane.
CAAGCAGCCUGAGAGAGAGCAUUAACAACACACACAGCAACCAAAAGACAAUCCCUACAACAACCAAACCACAAUCCCUAUCUUAACAAUCAAACAACAGUAAAGAGAACCGUUUUAAAUUUAAUGGAACGGAAAACGGAAAUUGCAAAGGAAAAGCGUGAAAGGUACUUGCUGUGGGCCCAACUACCUAAGCUCUGUGAGCUUAGUGUGUGAUGUUUAAGCGACAGUGCUAGUCAUAACAGACUCUCUUCUCAAUGUAACAACAGAAUACUCCGCUACAAGAAUGCCCGCCAUUUUCCAGCGAAGACAUAAAAUUAUACAGAAUUUAAGAUUUUAGGUCUAAUGAAAAGCACUCAUCUCUAACCUGAAAUUUGUAACGCGAAACAAAAGAGGAUCAACGUUUCUCCGGCGAUAUUUGCAGGCUCAAAUUUUUCAUAUUUUUAUAGAAAAACCUCCUGCGAUUUUUUCGCAAGCUUAUGGCGUGACCAGAUACAAUUCGUACCUGAAAUUUGUAAAGUGAAACAAAAGAGGAGCGAUUUGAGUGUCAAAUUUUGCCGCUUCUUGUUUCUCGUUUUAUUUGAAAGUCAAGAUUUAAAAAUCUUUGCGAUUCUUUCGGAAUCUUGUGCUCAUGGCGUGGCGAGAUACAAUACGUACAAUUCUCGGCAUCCUUGGAAAUGCGACCUCUUUGUUUCUUUUCCUUUCUCCACUGAAGAAAGUUUUCGGGGUGUGUAGAUCAAAGUCCACGGAGGAGUCUAGCAGCUGGGUGCCAUACCUAGCCACAAUUGCAAACUGUCUCCUUUGGGUGUUCUAUGGAGCUCCCCCAGUUCAUCCUCAGAGCUAUCUUGUCAUGAUUAUUAAUGCCGUCGGAGUUGCGCUCCAAUUGAUUUACUUUUUGGUGUUUAUCAUCUAUUCGGUUCCAAAUAAAAGGCGUAAUAUGCUUAAAGCACUAGGGGCGGUGGUUGUUUCGUUUGUGGUGCUAGUUGUAGUGACAUUAACAGAGUACCACAGCGCUGAGAGAAGAUCGUCAUUUGUCGGAGUUAUAGCUGCGUUCACCUGCAUUGGCAUGUAUGCAGCCCCAGUUUUCGAAAUGAAGAAAGUGAUUGAAACAGGGAGCGUCGAGCACAUGACACUUCCCUUGUCUAUUGCGGGGUUGGUUAAUGCUUUCGUUUGGACAGUCUAUGCACUUAUGGGUUUUGACCUAUAUGUUUUUGUUCCUAAUGUACUAGGAUUUUUGCUUGGUAUGGGGCAAGUGUAUGUAUAUCAAAAAUAUAACAGAACAAUCACGAUUGAUGAUUAAUUCUAAAAAUAUAAUAGGAAAGGUCUUCUCUUUGUUUUAUGUAGUUUUUUUUUAAUGUUGAUAAUAUUGAUUUUCGUAUUAAUAAGAGUUUGUGAUUGUUAAUAUUGAUAAACAUGAUGGAGAUUAUAAA